AUGGGCAGUGGAGGACAAGACCAUUGCGACUCCGUCGAUGGUGGAGGCAGCCGGCGAUGGGCAGUGGAGGACAAGACCAUUGCGACUCCGUCAAAGGUGGAGAAGGCCGGCGAUGGAGCUUCUGAUUCGGAUGAGACUAAGCGGUUGCGUGAUUCUCAGAAGAAGGUUCAGCAAAACGACUGCAUUUUCUGCAAGAUUGUGUGCGGUGAAUCACCGGCUCUCAAGCUCUAUGAAGAUGAUGCGUGCCUAUGCAUAUUGGAUACAAAUCCUCUGAGUCAUGGGCAUUCUCUUAUCAUUCCAAAAUCUCAUUUCUGCUCCUUAAAAGCUACUCCACCACAUGUGAUAGCUGCAAUGUGUUUGAAAGUGCCGUUUAUCAGUAGUGCAACAAUGAAAGCUACUGGUUGUGGUGUGUAUUUAUAUUUCACUGCUAUUACUAUUAUUUAUUCUUUUUUUCAUUGAUCAAAAGAUGAACUGUCACCUACAUGAUUACUUUUCUAUAAUGU
Juglans regia (Persian walnut) is the source of this 503-nucleotide messenger RNA. RefSeq names its product adenylylsulfatase HINT3-like. Lineage: Eukaryota; Viridiplantae; Streptophyta; Magnoliopsida; Fagales; Juglandaceae. The coding region runs from base 1 to 459 and encodes 152 amino acids. The transcript has 5 exons. Gene Ontology annotation, molecular function: adenylylsulfatase activity. The record is from RefSeq and is a predicted model, not a curated record. Gene Ontology annotation, biological process: sulfur compound metabolic process; purine ribonucleotide metabolic process.